This is a messenger RNA of Rotaria sp. Silwood2, 2142 nucleotides long. The record is from the annotation of a GenBank genome assembly. Lineage: Eukaryota; Metazoa; Rotifera; Eurotatoria; Philodinida; Philodinidae.
CUAUGUUCAACUAUAUGAAACAUACACUAUUGCUCAUUUAUUGAAACAUUAAUGUUUUAUCUUCUCGCUAACGACAUUGCUGAACACUGAUUAUUCUUAAUUAUACAAAAUGCCUAUGCUAUAUAUACAAUCAAUUUAUUCAAAUUAUUUAUCACUAUUUCUGAAUAUAGCAUAUACUUUAUGCGCAUAUACGAAGAGUAACCAACAUUCCAACCCAGGUCGAACUCACCCUAUCGGAUCCGAUGGGGAUUCAUCGGAAUCCUUGGCAUCGGAUUUCAACAGGAAGUUGUUGGAUGUCGGAAAGUGUCGGAAUGACCAGGAUUCAUGUUGGAAGGCCGAAAUUUCGACACUUUCCGACAUCCGACAACUUCCUGUCGGAAUCUGAUGCCAAGGAUUCCGACAACUUGCGACGAAUUCCUAUCGGAUCCGAUGAAAUCCUAUUGUUUUUCGAUAGGAUCCGACGCGAUCCAACUGUCGGAUUGUUCAUCCUGGGAAUACAUGUUCACUCUAUAAGCAGAGGAAUAUCAUUAGAAUACGAAACCAAAUAAUAUUAAAGAUCAAUAAAACUGAGAAAACUUCACAUCACCUGGGAUAUAAAACAUACAGAACAUUAACAAAAUUCAAAAACAUUGAUCAAUAACAGAAAAUCGACAUUUACUUUGAAUCUUAAGUGCAAAUUCAAUGUUUCAACCAAAUCCUAAUAAAUAUUUCUACUAGCAAGCAAAACUCUCGAAAUUAGGAGGGGAAAAUGACCAUAGAAAUCCCGAAACUAUCAAACAUGAAUAAAAUGAAAGAAAGUAGUUGUGCGAAAGGAAUCUUCAGUACAAUCGUUCACUUCCAAGCCAAACAAAACAUUGUUCAAUAUUGUUAUUCGAAAAUAUAUCGAUCAAUAAGAAAUAUCUAAAUAAACAUUCAGAUAUUUGCCCACUUAAAAUAACUUUCUUCCUAUCAUUUCUGCAAUCUUGUUCCAUUUCUAAGACCAUACGAAAAAUACAGCUUCAAUCGACACAUCUAUCCAUACUUAAUUAAACGCUGUUAGCGCAAUCCUUGCGGGACUAAAAUAUGAAACACGAUCUACAUAUUGUUUAUUAUCCAUUAAAAAACGGGUCUUUUCAAUGAAUUUUGCGGGAAAUCUCCCCAUCAUUGCUUAUUUCAGAGGAUAGAACUUCAAUGAGCAAAUAUUCAAUACAAAUUUCAAUUACAUGUCAGUUACUCAUGAUUUCCAACAGUUUCUUGAACGCUGCCUCUCACGGUCUAUGACGGCACUGAACUCUGUCUCUCACCGUCUGUGACGAUCCUGAACCCUGUCUGUCUUGGUGUGCGCGCAUGUAGGGCGGGAGGGAGGGGGGCCGAGCGGGAGUCCCAAUUACUGCCCCUAAACACUUCAACACUCGUUUUAAACCGUGUUUCAUAAAAUACAUAGUGCCUGUUCAUAAAAGUUCGUUCAAUGACGCCAACUCAUUAACAUAUUCCUCACUGACUGAAUUUUUCUCUUCAUCCAAAUAUAACGCUUAACCAACUAUCAUUGAUCAAAACUGCACAACACUAAAAUUCCACUACCUCCAAAUAUCAAUCAUAUCCUAAUAUAAGCUAACUCUCAACCGAAAGGCAUUUCAAACUGCGCAACACCAUAAAUCUCCAUCAAUCAUACUUUCAUAUUCAAUUUCCAAAACUUCAUAGAUGCCCCACAUCAAACAGGACGAAAAAUUUCCAAAUAAACUCCAUAAUUUCAUCAACAAAUAACAUCAAAGAUCAUUUUCAUAAUGAACAAAGAAUCUUUCCCACCAUACAUCCAUAAACCUGACAUCACCAUGAACAACAGCCAGAAAUUCACUUCCGUAACACUUCACGAACUCAAAUGCAUUUAAUACUCUAGCACCACACAAACAUGAAAUUCAAAACGAAACUAAACCACAAGAACAACCGGACGAAUAUGACAAUCUUGAUCGUCAUCUUGAUGAUCUUCUUGCUGCUCCUCAUGCUCCUGCUGAUCCUUAUGCUCUUGCUUAUGAUGCUGCUGAUUAUGAUUAUCCUUAUCGUGCUCGUCUUGCUGCUGCUCGUGCUGCUCUUGCUGAUGAUUAUGCUUAUGCUGCUGCUGAUGAUCUUCGUUUUGAUCGUGAUGGCAAUUUCAAAAAGAAAUGA